Messenger RNA from Helicoverpa zea (corn earworm), 864 nucleotides. RefSeq names its product histidine-rich glycoprotein-like. The transcript is spliced from 8 exons. Gene Ontology annotation, cellular component: extracellular matrix. The coding region runs from base 1 to 864 and encodes 287 amino acids. NCBI's taxonomy places the organism in Eukaryota, Metazoa, Arthropoda, Insecta, Lepidoptera, Noctuidae. The record is from RefSeq and is a predicted model, not a curated record.
AUGGAAAUAGUUUCUUAUAUAUUUUGCGUGAUAGCUGUCACAUCAGGGACUGUAUCAGCGGCUCCCGGUCAUUCAUCACAAUACCUCCUCAAGCACGAGGGUCAUCAUCAUCUGAUCCACAUUAAUGAUGAUCACCACCACCACAGCCAUCAUGAUCAUCAACAUAUCGACUACUACACACAUCCCAAACACGAGUUCGAAUAUGAUGUAAAGGAUCCUUACAUGGGAGACCAUAAGGAGCUUCACGAGCAUCGAGACGGUGACACUGUGAAGGGACACUUGUUCUUACAUGAACCUGAUGGCACAGUCAGACAUGUGCAAUACCUCGCGGAUAAAAACAAUGGAUUCCACGCGGACAUGAAGCACAGUAGUACUCGUCACCAACGUCAUCAUCAUGUUCCUCACAACUCUGAGUACUGUCCUAACGCGAGGAAGACUGGGCACAAAACUCCUAUGGGAAUCGUCAACAGCCAAAUGAGCACUGAUAAGAUCUGCCUAGCCGCUGCCGUCAUCUGCGCCAUUAGCGUUUCGGCACAACACGAGCAUCAUCACCACGGCCACGCCUCCUCAUCACAGAGCAUCAAGCAGCACCACGGACACGCCACUGAGAAACACGUCGAGUACUAUGCUCACCCUAAGUACGAGUUCGCGUACAAAGUGGAGGACCCUCACACCGGCGACAAGAAGUCGCAGCACGAGGCGCGCGACGGCGACGUCGUGAAGGGCGUGUACAGUCUGCACGAGCCUGACGGUACCAUCAGGAUUGUGGAGUACCACGCUGACAAGAAGACCGGAUUCAACGCUAACGUGAGGCGUGAGGGUCACGCCAAGCACAUUGUUCCUGAACACCACCACCAUCAUUAG